AUGGAUAUUGUGGGACCUCUACCUGUCGAUCAAGAGUAUCGAUAUUGUGUGACCAUGAUAGACCCUUUUUGUCGGUGGCCCGAGGCGGUCCCUAUUAAAAACAUCGAAGCCAUAACUGUUGCUCGUGCAUUUGUCGAUGCCUGGAUUUCUCGAUUUGGAACGCCCCAAACGGUGACGACCGAUCAAGGCACACAAUUCGAGUCCAGGUUAUUUUCCUCCUUGCUUCAGUUAUCAGGAUGCUAUAGAGUUCGGUCCUCCGCCUAUCAUCCCGCAUCCAACGGUAUGGUAGAGCGUUGGCACAGGACUCUAAAGGCAUCGAUCAUGUGUCACUCCAAUUCAAGUUGGACUCGUGUUCUUUCUACGGUUCUCUUGGGACUUAGGACUGCUGUUAUGGAUUGUGGAGCCUCUCCUGCGGAAUUUGUUUACGGAAAGGUGUUACGUAUACCGGGUGAGUUUGUGUUGCCGGAAAAUUUGGUUUCUGAGCCUUGUUCGUUUUUGAGUGAAUUUAGAAAUCACAUGCGCGAAGUAAAACCGGUUCCUGUCACUCACCAUCAUAAACGAAGGAUUUUUGUAUAUAAAGAUAUGUCGAACUGUUCUCAUGUUUUUGUUAGAAUUGUCAGAGCUUUGAAAAAGCCCUUGCAAUGUCCUUACGUUGGACCUUAUAGAAUAAUUAAUCGAACAAUUUCUUUGAAACCUCUUAAAAAGAUCGGAAGUAAAAACUCGAUAAUUCCUUCGAGAUCCGAUGAGCCUGUCGAUAUUUGCAAGCAAUCUAAAAUAAUAGUUGAUUUAGAAAACAAUUUCUCUCAACACUCGAAAGUUUUAAAUCACGUUGAGCCUCCAGUUGUAAAGCCAACUCCUGUGAUUUUCUCUAAACCUAAGAAAUUUGUGCCUAAUAUUUUAAGACGCAAGAAAGUGUCAUUUAAUUUGUAA
Molecule: messenger RNA, 930 nt
Organism: Leptopilina boulardi
Lineage: Eukaryota; Metazoa; Arthropoda; Insecta; Hymenoptera; Figitidae
Exons: 1
Coding region: 1-930 (309 amino acids)
Biological process (GO): DNA integration
Molecular function (GO): nucleic acid binding
Source: RefSeq, a predicted model, not a curated record